UGCGUUACUCAAAUUGACCCUUGUGAAGAAUUUGCGUUGGAAACUGUUCCCGUUAUGUAAUUGCGAGCCAGCCUCCUUGACAAUUUUGUUGUUGAAUGUUGAGACUUCAUAAUCUGAAGAAAAAUUCUCUUGGUGUCUCUGUGUUUUUUAAAUUUCCACUUUGUCUUCUGAUCUUUUUCAAAUUUCCCUUCUUUUUUAUCUUUUUGUUCCUUUGCAUGGACCCUUCAAAGUUCAAACCCUAUUCUCAAGUUUAAAUUUUGAAACCGGAGGAUAGCGUGAGGCAAGAAUAUAUACAAUGGUCCCAAUCUAGUUUUCUUGCUGCAGUACACAAUAGAUAUUGUUGGCAUCUGUUACGGCGACCAUACUUUUUAUCCUCGCUUCCUGUGCAUGUUCUUCAGAUCGCUCAGAACCCCUUUUUGUUUUUGUUUAAAAGGAAGUUGGGGGAAGAUAAGAACUUUUCUUCACACUCAGUAAAUGCACUGAUGAGAUCUGGAGGAGAGGAUGAAGGUGCUGACCAUGGGGAUAGAAGAUGAAGAAGUGGGAGAUACAUUUGCAGAAAGGGCAGAAUCAUACUAUCAGAAGCGUCCUCAGCUGCUGACACUCUUGCAGGAUCUGUACAAUGGCUAUAUUACCUUGUCUGAUCGUUACAUCCAGACGUUGGCCAAACACAAGCACCACCACCAUCACCAUAGCAGACACUCAUCUCAAGUUUCAACCAUUGAAGAUGGCUAUUCAGACCAAGAAGAAGCAGCCAGUGGGAUGAGCCAGGUUGAUUCUGAUAUGGAAAGCUCACUGUCUUACCAGCAGCAGCCUACUCCUCCUCAAACCAAGUUCUCCAACACUCCCUUGAUUGACAUAGAUUCCAUUGUUGCUGAGCUUGUGAUCAAGAACGUGGACUAUGAGAUUAUGAUCCAUGAGGUCUGUGUGAUGGAGAAGAAGUAUGGGGAGUCUUCAAGGAAAAUAGAUCUCCAGAAGAGCCUGCUUGAGGUUUUGGAGUCAGAGAGGCUUGUUCUGCUGAAUGAGAAUGCUAGCUUGGGAUUCAGAGUAAAGGCUUUAGUGGAAGAGAACAAAGGCUUGGCCUCAGAGUCUAUGUUUGUGAAGAGGAAGGCAGGGGAAUUAGCCAAGUGUGUGGUGAAGAUGAGGGAGGAUCAUAGAGUGUUCAUGCUGCAUAGGAAAAUUGAAGAUCUUCAGGCACAGAUCAAUGGAUUGGAGAAAAGGAACAAGGAAUAUUACGAGCAGCUUCUGAGAAGAGAUUACAAUGGACGAGAGGAUAAUGAUAGUGGCUGUUUGGAGAAGAAGGUCAAGAACAGUGAUGGGAUAGCUUUGGAGAUUCGGCUUCAUAUGCAGAGACUGAGUCGAAGGUUCAAGUGGAAGGAAGAUAUUGCAGGAAAGGAUUGUGAGUUGAAGAAAGUUCCUAAUUUGUGGAAGAAAGUGAAGAACAUGGACUUUCUUCUCUGUGGAAUGAACCCCACAUGUGCUUGAUUUAACUGUGAUGUGAUUAUCACAAGUUAAGCUAUAAUUUAGGUACACAUUUGGGUCUUCAGCUAUUUAUAUAUAUAUGUAGGUCACUGAGUAGCUACUGUUAUGUCUCACAAUGAGAUCCUAACCUGAGACAAUGCUAGGUGCUGUAUGUUUUUGGAAAAAAAAAAAACUAAUUGCAGAUGAGUUUUCAUGUUAUUGUAAAGCCAAAGUAGAGUGAAACUGUCUCUUGUCUCACUGUGGAGCUGCUUAGUUCUGCACAACUGGUCCUGUAUCUUUAAAUGCAUAUUCUGUAUUCCUUAAUCAUUGACAGCAAGUGGUAGGUAAUACAUUUUAAGAUUAUCAA
Messenger RNA from Prosopis cineraria, 1825 nucleotides. RefSeq names its product kinase-interacting family protein-like. The record is from RefSeq and is a predicted model, not a curated record. The transcript is spliced from 2 exons. NCBI's taxonomy places the organism in Eukaryota, Viridiplantae, Streptophyta, Magnoliopsida, Fabales, Fabaceae. Bases 502 to 1482 code for a protein of 326 amino acids. Gene Ontology annotation, molecular function: actin binding.